This is a messenger RNA of Neltuma alba, 747 nucleotides long. Its product is annotated as protein AE7-like. The coding region runs from base 60 to 539 and encodes 159 amino acids. The transcript is spliced from 6 exons. The record is from RefSeq and is a predicted model, not a curated record. NCBI's taxonomy places the organism in Eukaryota, Viridiplantae, Streptophyta, Magnoliopsida, Fabales, Fabaceae.
CGGCAUCCUUCGUCUCAUUUGUUGCCCUAAUUUGUGAGUUCUCUACAUUGGCCAGCAAAAUGGUGUCUGGCUUAAUAAAUGCUAAUCCUAUCAUCCACAAAAAGAAAGAGCGCCGAGCUCGCACUACGCCCACCUUCGCUGAUGACGAUGUUCCUGAACCGAUUGAUCAACAAGAAGUUUUUGAUCAUAUAAGGGAUAUUAGAGACCCAGAGCAUCCAAACUCCUUGGAAGAGCUCAGAGUAAUAACUAAAGAUGCACUUGAAGUCGAUGAUCAGCAUAGUUAUGUCAGGGUUACGUUUACUCCUACACUUGAAUAUUGUGCCGUGCCGAGCCUCAUAGGUCUAUGCUUACGGUGUGUGAAACUCAUGAGGAGCCUUCCUUCGCGCUACAAGGUGGAUAUCAGAGUAGCGCCUGGAUCUCAUGUGAAGGAGGCUGAAGUUAAUAAAAAACUAAAUGAUAAAGAAAUGGUGGCUGCCGCACUGGAAAGGCCAUACUUGCUGGAAAUGGUUGAUGAAUGUUUAGCUCCAUCUUUUGGUUGAAGGAGCUUUUCAUCCCCCGAUGCAAUAAUAAGAUGUGGUACUCAUUUUAUGAUUGCCAGCCUCAUUGGUGAUGCAAUUUUUGCCUACUAUACGUUCAUUUGAGUUUCAGAUUAGGAGUAUGCAGCUGGAAAAAGUCAUGGAAGUGAUACUUUCAUAUGAUUCUUUAUUAUGAGCUCCAGAAGAAGGAAAAAUAUGUUUUCUAUUCUCA